GCGGUUAGUCCUGUGAAAAGUGUGUUUGACUCCACCGGCUCACGAAUUUUUUUCUUCAUCCCGUUAGCACGUUCCUCGGCUGAAAACCUCAAAGGUCAGCGAGCCGAGCUGUGGAUGCUCUCUUCACAGAGGAUCGAAAUCGGCCAGUGACUCGAUCAAGAAGAUGACGACGGAAGCUUCAUCUUCGAAACGCACAAGCGAUGAGAUCAAAGAGGAAUCUGACAAACCGCUCUGUAAAUUCGGUCCCCUCUGUUAUCGCAAAAAUCCAGCGCAUCUGAGAGAGUUCGCACAUCCGAAUCGUAAAGCCGAAGCAACGAGAUCAUCCCCCAAAGCUAGCCCGGUAUCGAAUCCGGCUAAGAAGCUGAAGAUCUCGCCCCCCUUGGUACCUGAGCCUCAACACGCAGAUGCAGCAUUCUUGCAGGAGUGUUACGAAACGCCGUUUCCGGAGGACUUUUUUGAUCUCUGGAACUUCUGCAAAGCGCUCAAUCCGGGGAACCCGCGCGAAGCCCUCGUUCCCUUGGUCAACUACAGACUAAUUGGUCCUUUUGAUGCUCUCGCUCUGAAGGAUUGUGUUGACAAAACCGACAAAAAGUCAUUCAACCUGCAUUGCCGGUAUUAUUAUGAUCCACCGGAAUUUCAAACUCUGAUGGUCGAAGUGGGGACUGAUAAUCACUACGGUUAUUUCCGCGACGACCCAAACGACUUCCCUGUAUUCGUGGCAAACUCGCAACUUAGCAGAAAAGAUAUUCAUCCGUGGAAACUGGUUAUAGUCGGUGCAAAUCUCAUGCAAACUGUAAAUAUCCUGCUCAAGGAUCGUAUCAAGGAAUGCGCCGCGGACUCCGAACAGAAAACAAUCCUGACCGAGCAGCUAGCCAAAGUGACCGCUCUAAGUCAGAAUAAGCACUUCGUGAGCUACAAGUCCAAACGCAAAACCCGUGCCCUCGGCUCGUGCCUCCAUCACGUCGGAAUGGUGGUUCCCUACGAGGACAAAACUCAAGUCGGGUACAGACCUCUCCCGGUUUCGAACGUCGAACUCCGCAAGAUGAUGCAGUGCGUCGACAAUGCUUCCGAAGCCUCGCUAGUCGAAGCGUUGACCCCGAUUCAGAACAUCGUCACCCUGGUGAACUUCGCUAACGACGAAUGUGAUUACGGAAUGGGUUUAGAACUCGGUCUGGACUUGUUCCUGUUCGGCAGUCCCCAUCUCCAUAAAACGGCACUAUUCCUGCUCGGUAACGCUUACAUGUUAUUAGAGCGUCCAAAAUUCCUCGAAAUCCUCAAGGACCACAUUGAGAACCGCCGCAAAGACGGCUUAGAAUAUUUGAAGCUGAUCCCAAACUGUGAGCUCAAGAAUUCCGGGGAGAGCUCCGAUUCGCCAGCCGAAUCCUCUUCGGUUCCGCUGCAAGAACCUUUCCCGUGAACGGUAUCGGUGCAGGAAUGAACUUAUCUUAAAUCCGAUUGGCGGGGGCAUGCUCUUGCCAAUUCCCGGUACUUUUGUACAAAAGCCAAAUCCAGUAAGUUUCUGAUUAAUCGGAAUUAAGGCGGGUUCGUCAAUUAUGAAUUAGCUCAAUCCGCCGAGGGAUAUCCCGAGAUGUGAAGAUGGAAUGAACUUGAAUAAAUUAGUUAAAUUUCGGA
Galendromus occidentalis (western predatory mite) is the source of this 1632-nucleotide messenger RNA. RefSeq names its product Histone PARylation factor 1 (gene Hpf1). Lineage: Eukaryota; Metazoa; Arthropoda; Arachnida; Mesostigmata; Phytoseiidae. The transcript is spliced from 6 exons. The record is from RefSeq and is a predicted model, not a curated record. Gene Ontology annotation, biological process: DNA damage response; regulation of protein ADP-ribosylation. Gene Ontology annotation, cellular component: nucleus. Gene Ontology annotation, molecular function: poly-ADP-D-ribose binding; histone binding. Bases 164 to 1417 code for a protein of 417 amino acids.